This is a messenger RNA of Alternaria ethzedia, 591 nucleotides long. RefSeq lists its product as uncharacterized. Gene Ontology annotation, biological process: Rho protein signal transduction. Lineage: Eukaryota; Fungi; Ascomycota; Dothideomycetes; Pleosporales; Pleosporaceae. Gene Ontology annotation, cellular component: cytosol; cytoplasm; membrane. Bases 1 to 591 code for a protein of 196 amino acids. Gene Ontology annotation, molecular function: Rho GDP-dissociation inhibitor activity; protein binding. The transcript has 4 exons. The record is from RefSeq and is a predicted model, not a curated record.
AUGGCCGACCACGCAGACGACCUCCACGCCGAGGCGACCGAGGGCUUCAAGGUUGGCGAGAAGAAGACGAUUGACGAGUACCAGCAGCUGGACCAGAACGACGAGUCGCUCCAGAAGUGGAAAGCGUCCCUUGGUCUUGGACAAGGCAAGGACAUCUCCGACCCCAACGAUCCUCGCCGAUGCAUCAUCCUCUCUCUCGCUCUCGAAGUCGAAGGCCGCGAUGAUAUCGUCAUCGACCUGCGCGCACCCGGUGCCGUCGAGGCUCUUGAGAAAAAGCCCUUCUCCAUCAAGGAAGGUGCCCGGUUCCGCAUGAAGGCACAGUUCAAGGUGCAACACGAUAUCCUGUCUGGUCUGAAGUACCUCCAGAAGGUCUCACGCAUGGGUGUCAGCGAGAAGCUCCAGGAGAUGAUGGGCUCAUACGGUCCCAGCACUGAGGAGAAGCCAUACUACGAGAAGAAGUUCGAACCUGAAACUGCCCCCUCCGGUAUGCUCGGCCGUGGCCACUACACUGCCGUCUCCAAGUUCGUUGACGAUGACAACCACACCCAUCUUCAAUUCAAGUGGUCAUUCGACAUCAAGAAGGACUGGUAG